Messenger RNA from Argiope bruennichi, 5097 nucleotides. Its product is annotated as putative sodium-dependent multivitamin transporter. NCBI's taxonomy places the organism in Eukaryota, Metazoa, Arthropoda, Arachnida, Araneae, Araneidae. The record is from RefSeq and is a predicted model, not a curated record. Gene Ontology annotation, cellular component: membrane. The coding region runs from base 176 to 2023 and encodes 615 amino acids. Gene Ontology annotation, biological process: transmembrane transport; sodium ion transport. Gene Ontology annotation, molecular function: symporter activity. The transcript is spliced from 13 exons.
CAUCUGUUGCGAAUCAGGAACUUAGUAAAAAGUGCAAGGAACUUAAAAUCUUUGAUAAGGGCUAAGUUAAACUCUACUUGGGUCUACUUUAUCAAUUUUAAGAGACACUUUUCGAGAUAAAGCAUCUACUUCUUGGAAUCCUUUGUAAGUGCAAGCCCUACAAACUGACAACAAGAUGGAAACGGAACGGGCUUUGCUGGGAAUUGUGGAUUAUAUCAUCUUCGCAUGCAUGUUGUUGAUAUCCGCUGGAAUCGGACUCUACUUUCGAUUUUCUGGUGGAAAACAGAAGACGACGGAUGAAUACCUCUUAGCCGGCAAGGACAUGUCCAUCCUGCCUGUUGCCUUUUCUCUUAUGGCUUCUUUCCUUUCGGCUAUCACUGUGCUUGGUAUACCUGCGGAAAUGUACCGAUAUGGAAUAAAUAUGGCUUACAUGAAUAUAGGAUAUAUCAUAGGGAUGGUUCUGGCAGCGUAUAUCUCCUUGCCGGUUUUCUUUGAUCUAAAUGCAUCGACAGCUUAUGAGUAUUUGGACAAAAGAUUUGGAAAAGUUGCCCGUGGUAUUACAUCAAUUGUCUUUGUUUUUCAAAUGAUUCUUUACAUGUCUGUUGUAUUGUAUGCUCCAGCUUUGGCAUUGAGUGCAGUGACAAAUUUGUCGACAUGGGUCUCAGUUGUUUCCAUUGGUGUCGUAUGCACAUUCUACUGCACAUUAGGAGGAAUGAAAGCUGUACUUUGGACUGAUGUGUUUCAGGCCUUGCUCAUGUUUCUUGGCAUCUUCGCGGUUUUAAUCAAAGGAUGUAUUGACGUAGGAAUUAGUGACGUUUACAAACUUGCGUACGAUGGUGGAAGACUUAACUUCCCUGGGUUUGAGACGAGUAUGACGCAACGGUACACAAUUUGGAACAUAUUGAUUCAAGGUAUCGUCUUGUCUUUUAUAUCUUUUGGUGGAAAUCAGGUGCAGAUUCAGAGAUUACUGACAGUGAAAAAUAUCUCACGUUCUCGACUGGCUCUGUAUAUCAGUAUUCCCAUGGGCUGCUCAUUUCAUCUUCUCAACUGUCUGGUUGGCAUCGUGAUUUACGCUUAUUAUGCUUCAUGUGAUCCUAUGACUAGGCCUGACAACCCGAUAUCCUCUGCAGAUCAGCUAUUACCUUAUUACAUGAUGACCACACUCCAAGCUUUCCCUGGGUUACCUGGUCUUUGCAUCUGCGGGGUCUUCAGCGCUUCUCUCAGUACAGUGUCUUCUGCAGUGAAUUCUCUGACCGCUGUCACUAUGCAGGAUCUUCUGAAGCCCAUGCUAGAGUCUCGGGGAAUGUCGCAAAAGAAGAUGGCCUUCGCUGCAAAGGCAAUAACUCUCUUCUAUGGUUUGCUGUGCAUACUGCUGACAUUUUUGGUAGCCAGCUUUGGUAACUUAGUGCAGGCUUCUCUCACUGUUUUCGGAAUGCUUGGUGGUCCUGUCCUGUCUGUCUUCCUGCUGGGCAUGCUCACUACCAGGGCUAACGAAAAGGGUGUUGUAGUGGGCCUCUUGAGUGCCAUCGCCAUAGCUGCAUGGAUCAGUUUUGGAGCUUCAGCAAACGCUCCAGAACCCAAAUUCUUACCUGUAUCUCUGGAAGGCUGUCCUGCUAACUCAUCGUUACCAUUUGAAACAUCAUCCAUUCUGAACGAAACCAUGGCAUCACCGCUUGUCAGUCCUAUAGCUUCGAUGCUUAAUGAAUCUAUAACAUCCUCAUCCCCAGAAGCAACGUCUGAGGGCUUUUUUCCAUUGUACUCGCUGUCAUUUAUGUGGUUUGCACCCAUAGGACUUUCAGUUGGCCUCAUCGUGGGUUACGUCUGCAGUAUUAUGAUAAAUCUCAUUUCAGGAGAAACACCAUACGUGCCAGAAGAGUUGCUUAGUCCAUUAGCUAGAUUCUUCACAAAUAGGAAGAAAGAUAAUGGAGAAAAAGCAAUGAAAAUAACGAGUCCAGUGGAACUUCAGAAUGUGAACAUCAAGACGACAAAUGGCGUCACAUCUAAAGAAAAAGAAAGAUUUUGACAUGCUUCAUUGUAUUUUUAGAAACUGAUUGCAUUUUCUGUACUUAAUGCAUUUGCAUUUUGUACUUGCAUUUUCUGUACUUAAUCUGCAUCUGAAUAAUCAUUAGGCAUAACAAAUUCAUUUCAUUGUGCGAAGACAUUUCAUCUCACUAAAUUGUUUUGGAAAAUAAAAUCUUUAUUUUUUUGAAAUCCUUUCAGUUUAAAAAAUAGUAUUGUAUUGUAAUGAAAGGACUUUGUGAAGAGGGACAUCUGAGGCUUAUUUAAAUUUACUUGUUUGCUGAUUUACAAAUGUGUCGGGAGUAUAUUAUGGAAUACGAUGCUUUUUGAAGCACAUUAAAACCUAUUUAUUGGCUAACAUAUAUUCUAGUUAUUUUUAAUACAUUUGUUUUUUGUAAUAAUAAAAAGAUUUAUAACAUGGAGCCAGCUAUAUAUAAGAUCUUUAAAAUUUCUUAUUAAUAUAAUAAAUCGUUGGUAGGCUUAGUAUAAUUUGCGUUUUUAACUUCUUCCUAUUGAAUGCUUUUACUUUUUUGAAUCGAUAAAUUUUCUGAUUUAUUAAAUUGGAUUUAAUUAGACAUGUUGCAGCUUCGAAACUGUGCUUUAUUUGUAAAAUUUUUACGAGUUCCUCAACUUCUGAGCCGUAACCAUGCAUAAUUGCACAACAUAUCAUGAUAAAUUGCUUCCUGAUUCUUGAAUUACAAGAAACCACAUAUCUUGUACUCAUUUUUUUUGUUGAAGAUGCUUUAUUAAAUUUGGGAGAAAUUCUUCUAUUUAUAGAUUUUAAGAAUAUUUAAGUAAGUUUUGACAUAUUUGGAUAACGUUUGAUUUACUGAACUAACUAAUGUAUUUUUAAUUCUUAUUAUGAGUUUUUCAUUAAAACAUUGACUGAAAAUUUGUCUGUGUUUUUUAUAAACGUAUAUGAGAAUUGCAUCGGAUCCAGUUGAUUAGAAAUGUAAUGAAAUUUUAAUUUCUGGCAUACCCUCUUACCCAUGUUACUUUAUUGAAUUUUCCAAUUAAAUAAUCAUAACUUGGAAAAUUGUUCUGAAAAAUAUAAAACAGAUAUGUGUUGCAAGUAAAAUAAACAAAUUCUGAAAAGACUAUAUGGUAACUGACUUUAUUGAUCAGCUAAAUUAUGUUGUAAAAUGAAAAGUAUAUUAUUGAUCUUUGCAACAAAAAUUAGGGAUUAUCGGAAUGUUGCAACAUUAACCACUUCAGACGUGUGAACCAGUUUUCAAGUAUAAUCGCAUAGUGAGGGAAACUGGCACCAGAGACAUAAUAUGAUUUUUUAGCCUUUUUGUUAUCAUCAAUCGUUUAUGAAGUACAAAUGGACAAGGGGCAAAAUGUCUCGUCUCUGUAUAGCUCUUAUAUGCUCUGGCGACCCACCCUUCUGAAUGCCCGAUGAAAAAGAAUUCAAUCAUUGAAUAAGAAAGGAGUUAAGGAAAGAGGAUAAGUGCGGAGUUUUGCGAGCGACAACUGCUGCGAGAUGAAAAAAAUGUGAAAUGAUAAUUUAGUAUUUUAUGUGUUUGUAUAUAUUGUGCUGUGUUGUAUCUUUUUUCUAAGUGUGUAAAAUAAAAAAAAAUGACGUAAAAAACGUCAUUCCUAUUAUCCAAUCAUAGUCCACUUAUUAGAAAAUAUGCGAUAAAUAAACGAACUCUUUAGGAUAUUUUUUUUUAAAAGUGUUAUAAAGCACAACUAUUUGGUUUCCAUAGCCUUCUUUAAAAUCGUAGUCUGGGAUAUCUAUAUUUUUGACUCCUUGCCUUCCAGCCUCAAAGUCACUGGUCAAUGCUUUUGGAUAUAUAGGAUAAAUUGUUUGAAAAAUAUAUCUUAAAUGCAAAGUGGUUGUAAAAUAAUUUUCUCCAUUUGGAAGCAUAUGAAGAUGAUACUAAUAAACGAAAUGAAGUCAGAUCAUAUAUGUAGAUUGUAGACGGCAUGGAGAACGAAUUUUUCACAAAAGUGCUAUUAAUCCCUAAGAAAAAUAUGGAGAAGUAAUUAUCAGUAUACAGAAGAGAUAACAAUUCCAAGGUUUAAAGAUUAUUUCCUGUGAUUUUAUACUUUAUAUCAUUAAAUUUUAUACAUAUUUUUUAUCACUUGAUCAUUAAUGAAAUUUAGCAUUAACGCAUUUUCUUGAAAUUCAUAGUAAUUAUUGAUGUAUUUUCAAUUUUGACAAUGCAAAGAGGCUUAUAGUUGCAGACUUGAUAUUAAUAUUAGCUGAGGCACUCAGUUCUCUUUGUCUUCCGCAGUGAAUGUAUAAAAUUUUAUUUCAUUCUGUUCAUUAGUUUCAGCUGACGAUGCCUUCAAACAAGGAGAUUUAUUUCAUAAUCACCCUGUAGUAAAAUACUGAUGAAAUAAAUGCAAUGCUGUAAAAGAUUUUAUCUUGAGUUGUAAAAAUAAAAUUAUAAGGCACUUGAAAACUUAAGUGAAAUGAAAAAAAUAAUUUAUAUUCAAGAAAUAAAGUAGCACUAGACGUUAAGAUAACAAUGUAAAAAUAAAGCGCAGGCAUAAAAUGAAAAUAUUGAUAAUGUAUAAGUUUUCAGUAAAAGCACAGAUUUGUAUUUUGGAUAAAAUGAUAUUUUAGAAAUCCCAUUUCAGGUUUUCCCUUAAAACGUUUUAGGGUUAAAUAACUCAAAAUCUAAAUCUAAAUAAAAAUAAUAAAUAUGCUUAUAUUUGAGUUACUUUUUAAAGAGAAUUUAAAUACGCAAUUUAAAAUUUACAUAAUCCUGAAUAUUUAAUGGUGUAUUUCUAUUUUCUUCGUCUGUUGACGAAAUUAUUAAAAAUAGGGAUAUUAGGGAAAAAAAUAAGUAGCAUUAAUUUUAUUUUUAAAAUUUUUAUGAAAUAUUUAUCCAGUAUUUUUCUGAUUCUUUCUCUCUCUCUCCAUAUAUAUGUAUAAAUUUUUUGAGAUUUUGCUUUUGUGUGAACAAUUCAUGUGUGACAAUAUCUAAGAUGUUAGUGAUGUAUAUUAUAUAUUAUUUAUAUUGCUCUCUUAUAUAGGCUGUUUAUAAGAGUUUGCUUUCAUUCGUGUGAACAAUCAAAAUAAUAAAUUUAGGUAAUGAAAUUGCAUGAUAUAUUUUUUUGUUUAAU